Leptosomus discolor (cuckoo roller) is the source of this 1248-nucleotide messenger RNA. NCBI's taxonomy places the organism in Eukaryota, Metazoa, Chordata, Aves, Leptosomiformes, Leptosomidae. The record is from RefSeq and is a predicted model, not a curated record.
AUGGGGCCGUGGGCCGUCCCGUGGAUGAUGCUCUGGCUCUUCUGCCUCCUGCCCUCUGCCAAGGCCCAGACAAAGAUCCCGCUGGAGACGGUGAAGUCUUGGGCAGAUGCCUUCGGUGGGGAGCUGUACUCCAUUGUGACUAGGUAUUCGGGCUCUCUCCUGUUGCAGAAGAAGUACAAAGAUGUGGAGCCAACUCUGAAGAUCAAAGAGGUGGAUGGCUUGGAGCUGGUGAAGAAGUUCUCAGAGCAAAUGGAGAGCAUGCUCCGCAGGAAGGUCGAAGCUGUUGAGAGGUUGGUGGAAGCAGCAGAAGAUGCAGAUCUGAACCACGAGUACAACUCCUCACUGGAGUUUGAUUACUAUAACUCUCUCCUGAUUAAUGAGAAGGAUGAAAAUGACAAUUAUGUGGAGCUUGGAGACGAAUUCAUUUUGGAGCCAAAUGAGCAUUUCAAUAACCUACUGGUGAACACGACAUACAGUGAUAUCCAGCUCCCCACCAAUGUCUACAACAAAGACCCUGACAUCCUGAACGGCGUUUACAUGUCAGAAGCCUUGAAUCCUAUUUUUGUGGACAACUUCGAAAGGGAUCCCACGCUGACCUGGCAGUACUUCGGCAGCUCCACUGGGUUCUUCAGGCUCUACCCAGGAAUAAAGUGGUUACCAGAUGAGAACGGAGUCAUCUCAUUCGACUGCAGGAAUCGUGGCUGGUACAUCCAAGCGGCCACCUCUCCCAAGGACAUUGUCAUCAUUGUGGACGUCAGUGGGAGCAUGAAGGGCCUGCGGAUGACCAUUGCUAAACAUACCAUCAUAACCAUUUUAGAUACUCUGGGAGAAAAUGACUUUGUCAACAUCAUUGCAUACAAUGAUUAUGUUCACUUUAUCGAGCCCUGUUUUAAGGGUAUCCUGGUCCAAGCAGACAGAGAUAACAGAGAGCACUUCAAGCAGCUGGUGGAUGAACUGCAGGCAAAAGGAGUGGGGACUGUGAACAAGGCCUUGACAGAGUCCUUCAAAAUCCUGAGGGAGAAAGGUGUGAAAGAUGGCUGUAUAUCUCUUCCACCCAACUUUCCUUUCCCAGUAACGCUGGUUGCAGCUUUCUCGCAGUGUGUUGUUCACUGUACGGUGGACCACGAUUGCCUCCUCUUUAGCAAAAUGGGACCUCAGUCCAAGGAGCAUACGCAAGAGAAUGAAAAUGAAAAUUGCUACAUCACACUGAUGAAACAGGCUUUGCUGAUUACAAUAGACAACCAGUAA